AUGCCAGCUGAUGGAAAAGCAGGAAAUUCUGGUGAUAAUGAAAAUGAACUAUUAACAAAAGAGGAUAAAGAAUGUUGGGAUUCAAUUAUAACUGAAUGGAUUAAUAAUGUGGAGCAUGAAAAUCAAUUUAAUAAUACUGAUGAUGCAACUUUGCUUUCUUCAGAAUGGGAUACAGAUUUUGAAUUAGGUGGACGGACCAUUCAUCCUACUGAUGAUGAUACAGCCAAAUGGAUAUUGGAAUCACUUUUUAUUUCUAAUUUAGAAUCACUAACUUACUUAGGUACAGAUGAUAUAUUAACCGAUGUUCAAUAA
Molecule: messenger RNA, 312 nt
Organism: Rhizophagus irregularis DAOM 181602=DAOM 197198
Lineage: Eukaryota; Fungi; Glomeromycota; Glomeromycetes; Glomerales; Glomeraceae
Source: RefSeq, a predicted model, not a curated record